AUGAAGGCAAUUAGUUUACCAUUGUAUUUCACCGUACUCGCCGUGGUUAGCGCACAACCAGGCUACAAGUAUCAACAACCACAAGUUGGACCAUCUACACCCGGUGUACCAGCUGUAAGUCAUCAGCAUCUUCACCAUCAUCAUCAUUCAGUACCGCAAGCAGGUCCAGAUGCACCUCUUUCCGGUCCCAUUUCGUCACCAUCACCACAAAAACCAAAUGUACUGUACUCGCCGAUCCAAUCACCACCAUUGCAAACAUUCAAUCCAUCGCCAUCGAUUCCAUUGCAACCACCAUCACCACAAGAGAUUCAAUUGCCAUUACCACAAGCGGCACCAGAAAAAGCCUAUUUUCCACCGCCACAAAGCGCUGGUGUGUCAUCAAUCUCACAGAACCACCAGCAACAAUUUUUGCAACAACAAGUAGUACAACAGCAGGCACAAUUCGGUGCUGCACAACCACAACAACAGUUAGGCGGCGGUGCUUUCGGCCUCCCCUUCGGCGGUCAAGGUGGUUUCCAACAGAACUUCCAAUCAUUCCAGCAACCACGUCCACAGACUGCCAUCAUCACCAAGGAUAUUUACAUACACUCAGCACCCGAUGAUCAGGAAGAGACUUUGCUGGGUCAACAAUUGGAUAAUGCACCAGUACGCAAAAACUAUCGCAUCGUCUUCAUCAAGGCACCCACACACAAUAUCAAAUUGGCCGGCGCUGCUUUGAAGCAUGCCCAGAAUGCUAACGAAGAGAAGACCGUUAUCUAUGUGUUGUCGAAGAAACCCGACUUGACUGAGGUGCAACAGCAAUUGCAACAGGCUCAAGGUGAACAGAAAACACACAAACCCGAAGUGUACUUCAUCAAGUACAAGACUCAGGAGGAGGCUCAACGCGCCCAACAGGAAAUCCAAGCUCAAUACGAUGCUCUUGGCGGUUCUACACACAUUUCCGAUGAAGGUAUUGCUCCCCUUACUUCCGUCUCAGGUGGCCCACUGAACUUGGGUGGCAACAUUGGCCAGCAACAUUCGUCUUUCGUGCAGCAAAACUUCCAGUCGGCUGGCAACUAUAAUUUGCCCACCAACAAAUACUUGCCCAUCAAGAAGAAGUAAACGGGUUCAUUGGAACUCAGAGAAUUUUACAAAAUAAUUUAGUUAAUAGUAUUUAAGGCACUCACAUCUUCGCUGGCUUAUUCAUGUAUUUUUCAAUCUACACAAUCUAUUAUGGCUUCCAUUUUCUUCUGAAUCUCCUGAAUCAUACGAGCUCUUCAAAUCGUAUCA
Bactrocera oleae (olive fruit fly) is the source of this 1269-nucleotide messenger RNA. It is a transcript of the gene TwdlF, whose product is annotated as TweedleF. NCBI's taxonomy places the organism in Eukaryota, Metazoa, Arthropoda, Insecta, Diptera, Tephritidae. The record is from RefSeq and is a predicted model, not a curated record.